AAUGAAAACAGGAUUUCCUUCCCCUGGAGCGGCUGCAGCCCAGACAGGGCAGGGGAAGCAGCCAGGGAAAGUGGCCUGGGACAGACCAGAUCGUAGUCGCUGUCCUGCAGCAGGGUGAGGCGCAGACCAAGCAAGCGAACAGCAGCGGGGUGUGUUUCUGCAGAGUAAUGCUUGCUUAGCCAAGAGCCAUGUCGCUGUAUCUGAAACACUUCACUGUUGUGGGAGACGACCCUGCGCAGUGGGGCAAUGACUACAAGAAAUGGGAGGACGAGCAGAUGGAGGAGGAAGGUGGGCAGAAGCCGGAAGAUUCAACGAUUAACAUGAAUUCCUCAGUCAGACCUCGUUCCUUCCACGAUGUGAUGAAAAAGCUCUUCAGCUCCCACAAAUUUCAGAUAUUGGUUGUUUGCUUGGUCAUUUUGGAUGCUUUGUUGGUGCUCGCUGAAUUGCUUCUGGACUUGAAAAUCAUCCACCCAGACAAACAUGAAAUAGCACCAAAGGUAUUUCACUACCUGAGCCUUUCUAUUGUAACCCUCUUUUUGGUGGAAGUUGGGUUUAAAAUAUUUGUCUAUCGCCUGGAAUUCUUUCACCACAAGUUUGAAGUCCUGGAUGGAAUAGUGGUGGUGGUUUCGUUUAUCAUCGAUGUCGUCCUUCUGUUUCGGGAACAUGAAUUUCAAGCAGCUGGACUAUUGAUCCUACUCCGACUGUGGCGAGUGGCCAGAAUUAUAAAUGGAAUAAUUUUAUCAGUAAAGACACGCUCUGAACAACGGGUGUCGAAGCUGAAGCAAGCAAAUUUGCAACUCGCUACAAAAGUCGAACAACUUGAAUACAGCUGCACAGAGAAGGAGCAAGAAAUCGAAAGGCUCAACAAGCUGUUACAACAGCAUGGACUUGUCCACCAGCCACAAUAAAAGACUGGCUGUCUAGGGCGAGGGAAAUCCUUCCCUGAGGAAGUUCCAGUGCAAAAACUGCUAGUUUGACCAUCCCUUGUUGACCUCUAAGAUACUUUAUAUACCUCCGUGCUCUCUUGUAUAGUAUUGUCUAGAUGUAGUUUCUACUUUACUACCUGAGAUUUAAUCAAGAGUCUGGUUAAGGUGUUGCAAAGCUCCUGUAGUGUACGGGUAGUCUUACAACAGAUUAUUGACAAAUUAAACAAGCAUUCUCCCUUAAACGAUGUAUUGCAUAACUCUUUAAUUGUAUAGCUGUACAGUUAAUGCUGCAACAAACUAAAUAAAGUCAGAUAUUUACAAA
Mauremys mutica (yellowpond turtle) is the source of this 1248-nucleotide messenger RNA. RefSeq names its product hydrogen voltage gated channel 1 (gene HVCN1). Gene Ontology annotation, biological process: proton transmembrane transport. The transcript has 6 exons. Bases 189 to 908 code for a protein of 239 amino acids. Gene Ontology annotation, cellular component: plasma membrane. Lineage: Eukaryota; Metazoa; Chordata; Testudines; Geoemydidae. The record is from RefSeq and is a predicted model, not a curated record. Gene Ontology annotation, molecular function: voltage-gated proton channel activity.